AUGAGAAGAAAGACAAGAAAGUUCGAACAUAAGGCGUCCGAAGACAGUCAAUCACCCACAGAAGGGAGUGAGCGAGAAUGUGAAAACGAUGGUAGUCAGGGUUGUGACUCUCCGGCACAUGAGAGAGCUCACAGUGAAAAGAGACGGUAUGUGUGUACAGAGUGUGGGAAAGCCUUUAGUCAGAGUGCCAACCUCACCGUGCAUGAGAGAAUCCACACAGGAGAGAAACCGUAUAAGUGUAAGGAAUGCGGGAAAGCUUUCAGUCAUAGCUCCAACCUUGUGGUUCAUCGGAGAAUCCACACUGGACUGAAGCCAUACACAUGUAGUGAGUGUGGCAAGUCAUUCAGUGGUAUGUCACAUCUCAGCCGGCACCGGGGCAUCCACAGCGGAGAGAAGACAUUUGAAUGUAAAGAGUGUGGGAAAGCCUUCAGUCGGAGUUCAGGACUUAUCUCCCACCACAGAGUUCACACGGGAGAGAGGCCCUACACUUGUAUUGAGUGCGGGAAAGCGUUUAGCAGGAGUUCAAACCUUACUCAACAUCAGAGAAUGCACAGGGGCAAAACCAUUUACAAAUGUAAAGAGUGUGGGAAAACCUGUGGCUCUAACACGAAGAUUAUGGACCAUCAGAGAAUUCACAGUGGAGAGAAGCCGUACGAGUGUGGCGAGUGUGGGAAGGCCUUCAUCUUAAGGAAGGCCCUUAGUGAACACCAGAGACUUCAUCGUAGAGAGAAACCGUAUAAAUGUAACGAGUGCGGGAAAGCUUUUACUUCUAAUCGAAACCUCAUCGAUCAUCAGAGGGUUCACACCGGAGAGAAGCCUUAUAAAUGUAACGAAUGUGGGAAAACCUUCAGGCAGACAUCUCAAGUGAUUCUACAUUUGAGAACCCAUACUAAAGAGAAACCGUAUAAAUGUAACGAGUGUGGGAAAGCCUAUCGUUAUAGCUCACAGCUUAUUCAGCAUCAAAGAAAGCAUAACAAAGAGAAAGAAUCCUUAUUGUUUGUGGGUCAGGUUUGA
Molecule: messenger RNA, 1014 nt
Organism: Phodopus roborovskii (desert hamster)
Lineage: Eukaryota; Metazoa; Chordata; Mammalia; Rodentia; Cricetidae
Product: zinc finger protein 660
Exons: 1
Coding region: 1-1014 (337 amino acids)
Biological process (GO): regulation of transcription by RNA polymerase II
Molecular function (GO): RNA polymerase II cis-regulatory region sequence-specific DNA binding; DNA-binding transcription factor activity, RNA polymerase II-specific
Source: RefSeq, a predicted model, not a curated record